AUGCCUUCAGGGAACAAAGCAGGAGGUGUAUCACCAGCUGAUCCUUUGCUUUCCCCCUGUUCCCUCAGGAAGAGGAGGAGGAAUGGCAGUGACGAUGAUGGACAUGUUCCCCAGACCAAGCGCAGCACCAGGAGCUCUGUCCUUCAGGAUUCCUGGGACACUGAGAAGGUGGCUGCAGCCAGGAGCAGUAAGGAGCGCAGAGCAAGGGGCACCAGAGUGGCCUGCGUGUCAUCCAGCAGUGACAGUGGGAGCAGCAGCAGCAGCUGUAGCAGCAGCAGCAUCAACAGCCCUGACAGAGCCUGUGGGGCAGAAAGCAGCCUGACCCCCAGGAUUGCAGGAGGCAGCCCUGUCUCCUCCCAGCCCUUCCACGAGCAGUCUGCACUAAGCCAAGGUCCUUACUUCCACAUCAACCAGAUCCUGAAGGAAGCUCAUUUCCACAGCCUACAGAGCCGGGGGCGCCUCCCCACAUGA
Molecule: messenger RNA, 471 nt
Organism: Acanthisitta chloris (rifleman)
Lineage: Eukaryota; Metazoa; Chordata; Aves; Passeriformes; Acanthisittidae
Gene: VCF1
Product: family with sequence similarity 104, member A
Exons: 3
Coding region: 1-471 (156 amino acids)
Source: RefSeq, a predicted model, not a curated record